Messenger RNA from Nestor notabilis (Kea), 3077 nucleotides. RefSeq names its product integrin, alpha V (gene ITGAV). The record is from RefSeq and is a predicted model, not a curated record. Lineage: Eukaryota; Metazoa; Chordata; Aves; Psittaciformes; Psittacidae. Gene Ontology annotation, molecular function: integrin binding. Bases 1 to 2712 code for a protein of 903 amino acids. The transcript has 26 exons. Gene Ontology annotation, cellular component: integrin complex; external side of plasma membrane. Gene Ontology annotation, biological process: cell-cell adhesion; integrin-mediated signaling pathway; cell-matrix adhesion.
AUGCACUGGAAAAGAUCCACAGAAUCAUCUGAUCUUGUACUAAAAAUAUUUAUUCUAUUUAUUUUUCUCUUUUUCCUAUCCAUCCUGAAUGUAGCCACUAUCGAUGCUGAUGGACAGGGAUUUUGUCAAGGUGGAUUCAGUAUUGACUUUACAAAGGGAGACAGAGUGCUACUUGGAGGACCUGGAAGUUUUUACUGGCAAGGCCAGCUGAUUUCUGAUCGAGUAACAGAGAUUGUGGCUAAAUAUGACUCCAAAGUCUACAGUACAAAAUAUGAUGAACAGUUAGCAACCAGACCUGCCAGUGCUGCUUUUGAUGACAGCUACUUGGGUUAUUCGGUGACUGUUGGAGACUUCAAUAGUGAUGGCAUAGAAGACUUUGUAUCAGGAAUCCCAAGAGCAGCAAGAACUUUGGGCAUGGUGUCUAUUUAUAAUGGGAAAAACAUGUCUUCCAUGUACAACUUCACUGGAGAGCAGAUGGCUGCUUAUUUUGGGUAUUCAGUUGCUGCCACAGAUAUCAAUGGGGACAAUUACACAGAUUUGUUAAUUGGAGCCCCUCUUUUUAUGGAUCGAAGUUCUGAUGGGAAACUUCAAGAGGUCGGCCAAGUUUCCAUUUGCCUUCAACGAGCCUUUGGAGGGUUUCAGAUCACAAAGCUGAAUGGUUUUGAGAUAUUUGCAAGAUUCAGCAGUUCUAUUGCACCUCUAGGGGAUCUAGAUCAGGAUGGCUUCAAUGAUAUUGCAGUUGCUGCACCAUAUGGUGGAGAGGACAAGAGAGGACUUGUCUAUAUCUACAAUGGAAGAGCAAAUGGUUUGAAUGCAGUCCCAUCUCAAAUUCUUGAAGGGCAGUGGGCUGCUCGCAGUAUGCCACCCAGUUUUGGGUACUCGCUGAAAGGAGCUACAGAUGUGGACAAAAAUGGAUACCCAGAUUUGAUUGUUGGAGCCUUUGGUGUUGACACAGCUGUUUUGUAUAGGGCUAGACCAGUUAUUCGUGUAAAUGCUGCCCUGGAAGUUAAUCCAACCAUUCUAAACCCAGAGAACAAAACCUGUUCACUAUCAGAUGAAAAGGUUUCUUGCUUCAAAGUAAAGUUCUGCUUAAAAGCAGAUGGCAAAGGAAAGCUCCCUAAUUCACUCAAUUUCCAAGUGGAGCUGCUGUUGGAUAAACUUAAGCAGAAAGGAGCUAUAAGGAGAGCUCUCUUUCUCCACAGUAAACAGCCUAGCCACUCUAAGAAUAUGACUAUUACCAAGGGGGGCAAAAUGAAUUGUGAAGAACUCGAUGCCUUUUUGAGGGAUGAAUCUGAAUUUAGAGACAAACUAACUCCCAUUACUAUCUUUAUGGAAUAUCGUCUGGAUUACAGAACAGCUGCAGAUGCAACAGGAUUACACCCUAUCCUCAACCAGUUCACUCCUGCUAAUAUGAGCAGACAGGCACAUAUUCUGCUGGAUUGUGGUGAUGAUAAUGUCUGCAGACCAAAACUGGAGGUUUCAGUAGAAAGUGAUCAGAAGCAGAUCUAUAUUGGUGAUGACAAUCCCUUGACGCUAAUUGUCAGUGCUCAGAAUCUAGGAGAAGGAGCCUAUGAAGCAGAACUCUUUGUCAUCGUUCCACCCCAAGCAGAUUUCAUCGGUGUUGUUCGUAACAACGAGGCUUUAGCAAGACUGUCUUGUGCAUUUAAAACAGAGAAUCAAACUCGCAUGGUAGUUUGUGACCUGGGAAAUCCCAUGAAAGCAGGAACUAAGCUAUUAGCUGGCCUGCGUUUCAGUGUGCACCAGCAGUCUGAAAUGGAUACCUCUGUGAAGUUUGAUUUGCAAAUUCGAAGUUCCAACCUGUAUGAUAAUCUAAGUCCAGUAGCAUUCUAUCAGGCUGACCUUGCUAUUUCAGCAGCUGUUGAAAUUAGAGGUGUGUCGUCUCCUGAUCACAUAUUCCUUCCUAUUGCAAACUGGCAGCCGAAGGAGAAUCCAGAAACGGAAGAUGAUAUUGGGCCUCUAGUGCAGCAUAUCUAUGAGCUAAGAAACAAUGGUCCAAGUGCAUUCAGCAAGGUGAUGAUGACUUUGCAGUGGCCUUACAAAUACAAAAACUACACACUGUUGUAUAUUGUUCAGUAUGAAAUUGAUGGUCCCAUGAACUGCACUUCUGAUAUGGAAAUCAAUCCAUUAAAAAUUAAGAUUUCUGCUUCUAAAGAUGAUGAUAAGAAUGAAACACUUAGCAGGGAAGAUAAUCACAAUCAUCGUAUCAGUCGAAGGGAUAUAACUGCCACUGAAGGAGACGUGCAUACUUUGGGUUGUGGAACUGCUGAUUGCUUAAAGAUAAUCUGUCAAGUUGGCCACCUGGAAAGGGGAAAGAUUGCAAUAUUGUAUUUAAAAUCACGCCUUUGGACGCAAACUUUCAUGAAUAAAGAAAAUCAGAAUCACUCCUAUUCUCUCAAAUCUUCUGCUUCUUUCAAUGUUAUAGAGUUUCCUUAUAAGAACCUUUCCUUUGAAGAUAUCCACAAUUCUACAGUAGUUACUACAAACAUUACAUGGGGCAUUCAACCACAGCCUAUGCCUGUGCCAGUGUGGGUUAUAAUUUUGGCUGUCCUAGCAGGAUUAUUGCUCUUGGCUGUUCUAGUAUUUGUUAUGUACAGGAUGGGCUUUUUCAAACGUGUGAGACCACCUCAGGAAGAACAAGAAAGAGAACAACUGCAACCACAUGAGAAUGGGGAAGGAACAUCAGAAGCUUAAGCAGAGUUUUAUCUGUAAGACAUUCUGAAAUUUUUAAAUGCCUACAUCUUGGUUAUGGACAUUGCUUUUCCCUCCUAAGGAAAAAACACUCAUGACUGCAAAGUUGCUGGUCUCAGAAUGUACCAGCAUGUACAAAAUAAGAGCAAUUUAUUUAAAUCCUCCUUUUUGUAUGUAUUAUGUUUAUACAUGUGACUAAUGCAUCUGCACUGAUUUUUGUGUGGAAAAAAUUCAAUAAUAUGUAGUGCUAUGAUUUUGCUUAUUGGGAUGUAGGAGACCAUCUUUUUUUAUUCACAGACCAACUUUACAUGAAUUGCUACACAGAGUCUGUGCUUGCUCUUGAAGCCGACAGCUUCCAUAGAUACUUG